This is a messenger RNA of Ustilaginoidea virens, 987 nucleotides long. RefSeq lists its product as uncharacterized. Gene Ontology annotation, biological process: cell wall modification. The coding region runs from base 1 to 987 and encodes 328 amino acids. The transcript is spliced from 2 exons. Lineage: Eukaryota; Fungi; Ascomycota; Sordariomycetes; Hypocreales; Clavicipitaceae. The record is from RefSeq and is a predicted model, not a curated record. Gene Ontology annotation, molecular function: pectinesterase activity.
AUGAAGUCUCUUUUCUCUCUGCUGGCAUUGCUGGGCAGCGCCCUCGCCCUGCGGAACGUGUAUCCCCCGGAGGGAGCCUUGGUUGUAGGCCAGGGCGGGCACGCCACCAUCCAAGACGCAGUGGAUGCGCUCGACAGGUCGACUAAUCAGGAGCAAUCCAUCUUCAUUUACGCCGGCACAUACUACGGGCAAGUCUCGGUCGAGCAUCUCCGAGGCCCGCUCACCAUUUACGGCUACACCGAGGACACGACCACCUACGAGGCCAACCAGGUCACCAUCGUGGCAUCCCACAGCCAAGAGGACAGGGCCAGCAACGAUCUCACCGCUACGCUGAGAGUCGAAACAUCCAACUUUAAGCUCUACAACGUCAACGUGGUCAACUCUCACGGAAAAGGCUCGCAGGCUCUGGCCCUGUCUGCAAACAAGGGUAAACAAGGGUACUACGGCUGCUCCUUCAAGGGCUUCCAGGACACGCUGCUGUCGAACGAGGGCUCCCAGCUCUUUGCGGCCUGCUACAUCGAAGGCGCCACCGACUUCGUCUUUGGCCGCAAACCCAAGGUCUGGUUCGAGCGGUGCGUGAUUGGCGUCCUGCCCACCUCGGUGGGCUACAUCACCGCCUCGGGGCGCUCGUCCGACUCGUCGAGCUACUUUGUCUUCAACCGCGCAAGCAUCGUCGCGGCGCCGUGGACCCAAGUCAGCCCCAGAUCGUACUAUCUCGGCAGGCCGUGGGGGGCCUACGCCCGCGUGGCUUUCCAGAACACGUACAUGAGCGACGUUGUCAACGCGGCGGGAUGGCACGUCUGGAACGACGGCGACGCGCGGACCGAGCACGUCGUCUUUGGCGAGUGGAGGAACUCGGGGCCGGGAAGCUAUGGACGGCGUAAGUUUGAGACCCCCCUUGGCGGGCCGUUGCGAAUUGGGGACAUUUUGGACAGCGACUAUGCUUCCAAGAAGUAUGUCGACACGUCGUAUCUCUGGGACACGUGA